Molecule: messenger RNA, 405 nt
Organism: Linum tenue
Lineage: Eukaryota; Viridiplantae; Streptophyta; Magnoliopsida; Malpighiales; Linaceae
Source: the annotation of a GenBank genome assembly
CUGAACAAGGAAAUCCCAUGGGAUGCACCCCUUCAAUGCAAAAAGCUAUUACUUCUCUCUCUCUCCAAAGAGGUUGCUCAGCAGUCCUUCAAAAACGAAGAAACAGAGCAAAGGGUCAGAGUAAAGCCCCCUUCUUUCCUUCAUUUCCAACGUAAAGAAGACACAUUUCCUUAUCUUUCUCUUUCUACUUCCUCUUUCUCCCCUGCUUUUCGUUCUUCUUCUUCUGAACAAGGAAAAAGAUCUUACAUCUCUCUCUCUCUCUCUCUGAAGAUUUCACACCUCAGCAUUCCCUUAAAAAACAGAGCAAUGGAUCAGAGUAAGCUGGAAGGAGUGAAGUCCCAUGGUUCCCUUCAAAUCGAGGUGCCAAUUCAGCGCAGGGUCAAUAUAUCGCACAAAAGUCAAUAA